CUCUUGCCAGAUAAGAUGAAACGCAACUUCAUUGGUUUGUUUCUAUCAGAUGACAGAGGACGGAAUUUGCUUCAAAGCUAUAAAAUUCCAGGCAAGUCAUGCUUUCAAAUCAAAGGAUUCCAACUCUGGUGGUGGGAAAAGAAAAAGCCGGUUUAAUUCGUCUGCUGAGUUCAAAAAAGUAAAAGCAACAUAAUGAUCACUUAUGGGGAGAGGUAUUUGUUACUGAACGCAGUCAUGGCAUUUACAAUAAUGGUUGCCUGCUCAUCCUCAACAACUGUGAUGGAGAACUCUGCUGAAAACACUGACACACUUAAGGGAUUUGAAGAGUAUAAUGACACAACAGACAACAAUUCAGAGAUGCCUCGUGUUCUAGAACUUCUAAGCGCUUGUACUGAGGAUGACCAGAGCUUCUGUAUGAAUGGCAUUUGCAGUUACCACAGAGAACUCAAUACACCAACUUGCAGAUGUCAUAAAGACUACACUGGAGAAAGAUGCCAGCAUCUGCUUUUGGAUUCUCACACAGAAGAAGGCCCAGAGAAAUUUAUCGCCAUUGGAGUUGGCAUUUUAUUGCUGAUUGGUGGCACAAUGGGUGUUCUCUACUGUUGUAUUAAAAAAAGAUGCAAGAAACAAAAGUCUCCAUACCAGAUCUGCCAUCCAGACAACUCAGUAUGAAGAUAUAAAGGGGGAUGCUGGCGAAUGACAAAAUCCUGAGCUCCUCUCAAUAGCUUUUGACAUAACAACUGUAUAUGACUUUUGAGUUUUAAAGAGUCUAGAAAGUUCCUGACAUAGACCAUCUCUCUUUAGAAGUAUGUCUCUCUAAAUGAUGUGUUCAAGGGGAGGGAAACAUGGGUUUUGAACUCAGUAUUAGGAAUCACCCUUUUAUUUAUUUAAAGCUUCCAGUUGGCAAUCCUGUUUUCAACUAAUUGUGUAAUUUGUAGUUUCCUCCAAUACAUUUGGCAUUUAGAGACACUAUACAUUCUGUACCUUUUUUAAAUUCAACCUUGAUCGCCACAAACAAGCCAAUCUUAUCUGCAGCUAAGCAGGCUGAAACUUGCUGGCUUGAAUUUUGACAUAC
Acipenser ruthenus (sterlet) is the source of this 1075-nucleotide messenger RNA. RefSeq names its product epigen-like. NCBI's taxonomy places the organism in Eukaryota, Metazoa, Chordata, Actinopteri, Acipenseriformes, Acipenseridae. The transcript has 5 exons. Bases 193 to 672 code for a protein of 159 amino acids. Gene Ontology annotation, biological process: positive regulation of mitotic nuclear division; positive regulation of cell population proliferation; epidermal growth factor receptor signaling pathway. The record is from RefSeq and is a predicted model, not a curated record.